UUUUGAAAUACGCUAACCGGAAGUCUCCAAUUGUUGCCAGCAAAAAAAUUUCCAGACUUCAUCGAGCUGGUAAAUUUGGCGCCUGGCCUGCAAGAUAUCGCUUUCUGCGUACUCGUGUUUUACGACAUAUUGCAUUUUCUGCAGAGGAAUAAUUUUAUUUCACAGUUCUUGAAUGCUGACUUCAAGAAGGAUUUUAUCUUCACAGACUACUCAUCUCUUCAUUGGAAACAUUGCCUUUAUCUCUGGUACAUUACCCAUCCAGCAUGUCUCACAAUUAUCCAUAUAGGAGGUCUCCAGAAGAUUUUAGUUCACAUCAAGGAGCCUUUUCUACAUCAGACCAUCUACACCAUGAAGAGCGUCACAUCUAUCAAACCUCUCUACAGCCAUCUCCUCGCUCAACGUCUGUUUUCACAUCCCAAAAGAGUGUCCUGGAUUCUUAUUCCUCCCGAAGUUCUACCACUGCCGACAGCGCUUUGAGUCUUCUCUCCAGCUGUGGGCUUGAGCCUGAAGAUCUUUCUAUCCUAGCAGGUAUGCCUGAAAAUAUGAUGACUGAGGAGUCUCUCCCCCGUUUGCUCAUGGAGAUCAGGCAGAAGAAGGCCCUCAGCGACCGCAGCUGUUUGUCAAGCACGCACCGCAGCACAUCUCAUCAGCCUCUCCAGCCUCCAUCAGACAGCUGGGAGAAUUCCGCUCGUUCUGCCCCGGCAAAAUAUCUGGCAAACCCUCCCCAACAUUCGUCAUACCCACCAAUCCCUCCCCUGCUGUCCUCAUACCCACUUCCCAGGGAGGAGCCUGAGAGCUGGAAGGAUCGCUGGGGGAACCCCCGGCAAACUGGUGCAGUCCGGCAGGGGAAAACCAGCUCCACCUAUGUUGUGGACUAUAACUACGGUCAGCCACAAGAGGGGGAUUCACGAAACAUAGAGAGACCAGCUUAUAGUGCGAGAGGAGUAGGCAUCGGAGAGCGCCCCCAUUUGCAGUCUUUGUCUGAUUACCGGCAGUUAAACCCAGGCAAAGAGCCAGCAGCAGCAUAUCAGAAGAAACUAAUUCCUCUCUUGGCUACCACUGUUCACUCUACGCCAACAGCAAGAGAAGCAAAUGAUUUCCAUGGUUCUAUGCCCCAAACUUUUCCUUAUGCAUGUUACCUCUGUGAUAUUGCAGUACUUUCUCAAAAGGAUUGGACCUUACACAUAAAUGGGGCUCAACAUGCAAACAGCCAGCUUGCCGUGUUACAAAUGUAUCCUGAAUGGGACUGUCGGACUGGAUCUGCUAGACAGAGUGACUACAAUUCAGAGAAAGGCAGGGAAGAUAAAAACACUGGAGGAAGAAGACAUGUAGCUCCUCAGCACCAUGGGGUUACAUCAAGCUGUGAAGGGAAAAGCUAUCCUAUUGGAGAUAAGGCUAGUGGAAGAGUGGUUUGCGCUAAAUAUGCAGCUAAUUCUAUGGAUGAGCACUCCAUAAGGAGGCUGGUUGGCCAAGUUGGAUCUGCAGUGAACGUUAUGAUGUUUCCUGUACAGGCUUUCAUUGAGAUGAGUUCACCCGAUGAAGCACAGGAUGUUGUAAAAUACUUCAACAGGAACCCAGUUGUAGUUGAAGGGAGCCUAGUCCAAUUUUCUAUGUCUGCCACAUAUAAUUUUCUUCAGAGUUCUCCGGUGGUGAUUUUUUCCUUGUUGCCCCCUGGACAUGAGAAGUAUUCUGAGAUAAUGGCCAUUGCUAAACGAUUCGGACCUGUUAAACACUCCUUAUUCUUACCAAAUCAGGUGCUCUUGGAAAUGGGAUCUAGGGAAGAUGCAGGAAAGUUGGUUCAAUAUUACACCUCCCAUCCUCUUAAAAUGAAAGGCAGUAUUAUCCAAGUAUCCCACUCUACAAAGCACAGCACACUGAAGUUUGCAGUAACUGACAAAGAGACUGAAAGCGGAGAGGCCAGCAGACACGUUGGCCAGUCAUAUAGGUCCCAGACUAGAUCAUCUCCUAGCCCCAGGAGGAGGUCUCCAAGUCCAAGGAGGUCUCCCGGCCCCAGGAGGAGGUCUCCCAGUCCAAGGAGGUCUCCCGGCCCCAGGAGGAGGUCUCCCAGUCCCAGGAGGUCUCCCGGCCCCAGGAGGAUGUCUCCCAGUCCCAGGAGGAGGCCUUCCUGUACGAGAUGGUCUCCCAGCCCUAAGACGUUCUACAGUCCAAGAAGGAGGUCUCCCACCCCCAGGAGGAGGUCUUGCAGUCCGAGAAGGAGAUCCCCCGGCCCCAGGAGGAGGUCUUGCAGUCCAAGAAGGAGGUCUCCCGGCCCCAGGAGGAGGUCUUGCAGUCCGAGAAGGAGGUCUCCUAGCCCCAGGAGGAGGUCUUGCAGUCCGAGUAGGAGGUCUCCCAGCCCCAGGAGGCGAUCUCCCAAUCAAAGGAAAAGGUCUUCUGGCGACAGGAGGAGGUCUCAUAGUCCAAGGAGGAAGUCCUUGGAGAAUCGAGAUGUAGCCAAGUUAGAGGACAAAGCUUCACAGGUGAGAACACCGUCCUCCAGCAGGAACAGGAGUCAGUCGUCUAGAUGGUCAACAUCCCAUACCAAGGAGGACAAGAACAUAUCCAGAGUACAUUCUGUAGAGAAAACAGCUAAUACUCAGAAUGCGAUAGUGAAAAGCAUUGGAGUGUUGACAGAGACUCCAGACCUGGGGAGCACCAAAGAGCCCUCAUGCACUAAUACUCAAACUAAGGAGAGUGUGCCCAGCCCAACAGAACAUCCCCAAGAUCAUGGCACUGGUCAGAAAACUGAAGACCAAACUAUGUUUGAGGGAGGGAAGGACAGUGACAAGGACAGUGACAUGGACAGUGACAUUGAAGGGAUGGCAGUGAUUGGAGAGGAUGAGGAAAUUCGGUCAGAAGAGGGCUCUAUGGGAUUCCUGGAGGACAUGGAAGAGCAUGUGUGUGAUGAAGCUGGAACUUCAGCAGAGAAUUUAUCAACUUGUCCUUCAGAGGUUGCUGAAGCUGGUGAAAAAGAAAAACAAGGAGAAGGAGAGGAGCUGGCUUUGCACCCCGAUAAGGAACCUGGUUCACAAAGUCCUACAGCAGAUCCAGCAGUGUCAGAACCUCCUGGAGUCACGGCAGUGCAUGAGGAGAAAGAAGGAGGUCUGGAGGAUAUGGAGGAACCUAACGAGGCCUAUGAUGAGGACGAACCUGAUUUCCCUGAAAGCCUGGAGCAUUGUAUUACUUUAGAUGAGCUUGAAGAUGAAGAUGGUGAGGGCCAGGCACUUGUGUCAGAAGGCAACUCCGAUCCGAGGUCCAAGGAGGAAGAACAGGAAAAUGAUUAUGGAAGAGUUAUCUACAUCCAGAAUCUUCCAAGUGGCUAUUACACAGAUAAACAGUUUGUGGCAAUUGGCAAGAAGUAUGGGAAAGUGAAUCGUUAUUUCUUGAUCCGUCGACGUCAAGAGGGCUUUAUUGAAAUGGAGAGAUCUGCCGAUGCCCGGAGAGCUGUAAGGGAGCUAUCAAAAAAGCCUUUGAGAAUGGCUCGCAAUAUUUUGGUUGUUCAUCUGUCACGGAAGUACAAAAGGUUGACAUGUGGGUGGAGCCCUGAAUCGGACUCAGAAGAUGAGAGUGGGUGGAGGAAGCAUCGAAGGGAAAGGAGGAGAAUGGAGGAACGGGAAGACAGUAGCUCAAGAACUAAAUCCAGGAAGGAGGAAGAGCCCCCAUCUAAGAAGGUCUGCAUCAGGGAAGAGAAGACCACCCCAGCAGAGCCCAGCAGCAGCAUCAAGGCGGAGGAGAAGACGGCAACAGUGGAACCCAGCAGCAAUGGGGAGCAGCAGCAAGAAGAGGAGGAGAAGGCAGCCACAGAGGAAUCCAGCAGCAAUAAGGAGCAGCAGCAAGAAGAGGAGGAGAGGUCAGCCACAGAGGAACCCAGUAGCCAUAAGGAGCAGCAGCAAGAAGAGGAGGAGAAGGCAGCCACAGAGGAACCCAGUAGCCAUAAGGAGCAGCAGCAAGAAGAGGAGGAGAAGGCAGCCACAGAGGAACCCAGUAGCCAUAAGGAGCAGCAGCAAGAAGAGGAAGAGAAGGCAGCCACAGAGGAACCCAGUAGCCAUAAGGAGCAGCAGCAAGAAGAGGAGGAGUACGGGACGCCUGAGACACCUUGCGAACAGGAAGAGUUGGCGGUGAAGACAGAAAAUGAAAACAUCAUGAUCAACCGGCCCUCCGACUGCAUGGACACACUGAAGAAGGACACAGAGGGGGUGACCAGCAUUGAAAAUCCAGAUGGAAUCAAACAGGUCUAUGUUAAGGAAGAGAAAGUGGAAAUGAUAACAGAAACCACUCAUGUCCCCCUGGGGCCCUACCUGCCCAACAACCCCAUGGGAAGGGAGUUUGUCAGUCAGAAAAUCGGCUACUUCUGCAGCCUCUGCAAUGCCAUCUAUGUCACCGAAGACGAAGCAAGGAAUGAACAUUGCAGCAGUCACUCUCACUAUGAGAAACUGAAGGCAUAUAUGGAACAAAAGGGCAACCCUGCUAGACAACUUUAAAUGCGCAGUGGUUAUUAUAAAAGUAUCACAACCCAAAUAUAUGUGGAAAUGGCCUUUGAUAAGCAGUUACAUCAGUGGGACCUGAUGUGCAACAUUCUUCUAAGAAAUAUCUCACAAAACCAAGAAUAAUGUUGAGAAUGGGGAGGUGGGGGGGACCUAUCGAAUCCAGGCCAUGUUGUCAGCUGUUGCCGAGCUUGGUGGAGGGCGGUGCUCAGUUGGCUCUAGCAUCACCAGGCCUGGUAGGCUGUGUUUCAGUUGGCCAGGAAGACGGACUUGUGGCGCACCAUCGACACCCACCGGUUGUAAUAUAUAUAUAUAUUUUUUACUAGGGUUACUACAAGCUUGUUGGUCAUAUCGCUGUUUUUAUCUUUUCAUAUAUAAAAAGUUGUACUUCCCUGUAUAUGGUUUGUUUUUGUUGUUAGUGAUACUUUUAUUUUUGUUGUGCAUGAGUAUUUAUCUUCUGUACAUUAAAGUCACUGUAGCUGA
Anguilla rostrata (American eel) is the source of this 4964-nucleotide messenger RNA. RefSeq names its product matrin-3-like. The record is from RefSeq and is a predicted model, not a curated record. Lineage: Eukaryota; Metazoa; Chordata; Actinopteri; Anguilliformes; Anguillidae. Gene Ontology annotation, molecular function: RNA binding; zinc ion binding. The transcript is spliced from 19 exons. Bases 264 to 4478 code for a protein of 1404 amino acids. Gene Ontology annotation, cellular component: nucleus.